Parastagonospora nodorum SN15 is the source of this 372-nucleotide messenger RNA. RefSeq lists its product as hypothetical. The coding region runs from base 1 to 372 and encodes 123 amino acids. Lineage: Eukaryota; Fungi; Ascomycota; Dothideomycetes; Pleosporales; Phaeosphaeriaceae. The transcript has 2 exons. Gene Ontology annotation, molecular function: protein binding. The record is from RefSeq and is a predicted model, not a curated record.
AUGACGUCGUCCCCGAUAUCCCAUCUCCCAGAAGAACUCCUCGACCGCAUCUGCCACUUCACCUCCACCCACACCCUUCAUUCUCUCUGCCUGGUCAAUAAAAACUUGAACCGCAUAGCGACAGCGCAUCUCUACACCACCAUAUCCCUUUCGCACUCCAACUUCAAACACCUGCGCCCCCUGACCCUCAUGCUCUGGACGUCACCCAAACAUCGUGCCCUCGUGCGAUCAAUUAGCGUGCGGCGCGCAUAUGGCGGGGAUUUGGUGCCCUGGCCUGCGCAUAGUGAUUUGGAUGGGCUUAUUGAAGAGCAGGUGGGCAUAACUUUAGAAGACACGGUUGAUAUCAUGCUUCUCAAGGCCACCCAAGAUUGA